AACAAAAAUGCAAAACAAAAAUGUUCUCCUGAAGAGAGUGACCUUGGAAAACAAGGCUGGCUUGUUGGAAGAUGGUUUUGUUGUGGAUUUCUCUCUGAAUGUAUUGGAAAAUUUGGAAAAUGUACACUGGAAGAUAACCUAUGUGGUGGAUAUGGCUAAUACUAAACAGUCGGUAGUUUUGGGACAGAGUGAAGUGAUGAAUUAUUCACCUUCGGAAGAAACAACAUUUAAAUAUCAAAUUGAUAGAAUUAAUUUGGAUGGAGUAUCGCCAAUGUUGUUGAAUAAUGUAGCUGUUAUUGUUGUAGCUUUAGUUGAUCAAAAGGAUGAGGAAUUAUUCAAGUGUUCAAUGGUUGUUCAAGCUGAACGUAAUGAACAAGAUGGAAAGAUUUAUAGAACCAUUUUCAAUCCUACUGAAUAAAUUUUCCUUUUAC
Messenger RNA from Naegleria gruberi, 431 nucleotides. RefSeq lists its product as uncharacterized. Gene Ontology annotation, cellular component: nucleus. NCBI's taxonomy places the organism in Eukaryota, Heterolobosea, Eutetramitea, Acrasida, Naegleriidae. The transcript has a single exon. Bases 8 to 418 code for a protein of 136 amino acids. Gene Ontology annotation, biological process: chromatin organization. The record is from RefSeq and is a predicted model, not a curated record.